Messenger RNA from Ixodes scapularis (black-legged tick), 2034 nucleotides. RefSeq names its product zinc finger protein 436. Gene Ontology annotation, molecular function: DNA-binding transcription factor activity; RNA polymerase II cis-regulatory region sequence-specific DNA binding. The coding region runs from base 362 to 1030 and encodes 222 amino acids. The record is from RefSeq and is a predicted model, not a curated record. NCBI's taxonomy places the organism in Eukaryota, Metazoa, Arthropoda, Arachnida, Ixodida, Ixodidae. The transcript is spliced from 3 exons. Gene Ontology annotation, biological process: regulation of transcription by RNA polymerase II.
AUCGCGAAAUAUUGAGCCCGCAAAAAAUAAGUCGUUUACAGUGUCGGGAAUACAAUUCAGUCUCGACCGAAAAGGGGCACAACGAGGUUCAAAUCGAAGGAAAUUCAAAGAACUCUGGAAUAACUUUCCUUAAAAGGUAAAAUUAAAACAAUUGCUUCCAGCUGCCUUAAUAGACCCUUUACGAAAGUCAGCGCCUCUAGUGUCGGUUGCGCAAACUUGACAAAAUCCGCCAUUACUGUGUCGUCAAGCAUCGAGGGGGACGGUUGAACCUGGACCAUUCCGCUGCGUUCGGCAGUGGUGAUAGCGUUCGACAUGCCAACUCAUUGCUGCGUCCCUUAAUGCACCCAAAGAGGGCCAAAAGAUGAAAAAUAACACAAGGUACUUUGUGGAAGCAUAUUUCGACACAGCCCUGCCACACUUGAGCGAAGAGGAGCCAAAUAUGCGGACAAGUUUUUCUGUGUGGAGAGUAUUAUGUGUUGCCAAUUUUAUUUACACUCAUCCGGUCCAGGUUGCUAUUAAAUUGCCGGCCGAGGCAGAUUGCUGGGACGGCGAGAGCGACUACUUCUCUUUGCUGGACAAGUUGGAACCCCCGACGCAGCCCCGAUACCAAGACGCGUACCAGUGUCAGUUGUGCCCUUACACCAGUCCCUUUGCGUCGAACAUCGUCAGGCACAGAAGGAUGCACACGGGAGAAAGGCCUUACCGCUGCUCCGUCUGCCAGAGAGGCUUCUCGCAGAUCACCAACCUGCGCACUCACAUGAGAACUCACACGGGCGAGAGGCCGUUCCGAUGUGAGGUUUGCCACAAGGCCUUUUCCCAGAGCACACACUUGGUGGUUCACAAACGAGUUCACACGGGGGAGAAACCGUACCAAUGCAGGACCUGCGAGAAGGUAUUUGCACGAAGGUUCCACCUGCUGAAUCACGAGAGCACUCACAGAGGAGAUGAGAGUCACGCGUGCGAGGCCUGCGGAAGGACGUUUACGCAGAGGAGCCAUUUAGAGGAGCAUCGGAAGGACGCGCACAAGUGAGGGAUCUGCGUUACGCGGUAUGUGGAGGCGAUUUGUGUCGAAGACUGCGGUGAUUGGCACCUGAAAGAGAUGCUGGGCGUGGCUCGGUAUAUUCGUGCUUCGCAAUUGGUUCUUGGACAUUCUUAUUUGCCGAUGCUGCGGUUUGGUUGGCUGCGAGGCGAUAUUAAAGUAUUUGUUCGCACGAGGGAGUUUGGAACAGAGGCAUCUUUGUCUGCUGUAAACAUUGAUCAGACGUCGCGAUGACUGGCCCUCCAGGAAGAGCUGCAGUACCGCCACUGCGGCUUUCUCCUCGCUCGUGAACGGCCCUCAUCUAUUGCAGCUUCUAACUUUGGGACCAUUUUCACAUUGGGAAGUGUCAACUUACUUUUAACCCGUUGCUAUGCACAAGCGAGGAGAACAGGGUUUUGAGUGAGCACCUAGAAUUGUGAAUUUUUGUCAUUUUAGCUUUUAAAUAUUCCUCCAAAUUUGCUCGAAUACGGGGGAAAAGUUACAUGAAUGUGGUUUUAGCUGCGUGUUUAUAUAACUUGGCAGGAAUUAGAUAGGAAUAUAACCAUCACUAUUAUCGGACUAUAAUUGACUAAAGUUUGUUAAUUAUUUUUUUAAUUACUGUAAUUAGGAUGUAUGUUUAUAUUACGAGCUUUGAGGUGGUCGUGUGCCAAAACUGUUCCAUCUGUUCCAUUUAGUAGAAUUCGUGUAGCCAGCCUGUGUUCCUCGAUAUUCGUUUCUGAACUUUGCACUUUUAGAGUUCAGCUAUAGUGGUCACUUUCGCAGUUUGCUGGAUUGAAUGGAUAAAAAUUUUGAUUAAGUAGAAAAUUUGGGGGCGGAUAUCUCAGAAAACGCUUCAUUUAAAAUUUUCGUGCUGCUAAGAAAACACACCCUGUAUAUCUGAACCUUGUUUUGCCAAUCUUUAUUUCAGAAUGAUUUGCAUUCUUGAUAUUGUAAAAGCAUUGUAUACCCGUUUGGGAUUUCUUUAAUGGAUCGCAAAUAAAACACUUUCCCGGCAA